GUUCCUUAUUUGUUGUGGUUGCAGUGGAAUAGUACUGUGAAUGCUGUGUUCUUUAUGUCAAAGUUAGAUUAUUAAAGUUACAGUGAUACAUAUUUUAACGUUUAAUGUUGUUUAAUUAUAAACUGAAUAACUAUGUAGUCUUUGGUUUCUCAGUAUUUUUCCAUUAAAAGAUUACUUUUCAGUUGCUUUACCACUGAUCUGAUUCAAUAACAUAUCUACUAGGCCUAGUUACGUUUAUGAUACUUAAAAAGGAAUUAAGACUAAAAAUUUCAUAUUUAUCUUCCAUGAAUUAAAUUGUUUUAAAUUAUUAGACACUGCAUUAAGUUAAUGAAUUCCUUGUAUUGAUACCACACUAGAAAUCAAUCAUGGGAGAGAGUGAUGAUGAUGAGGGUCCUUCCAGCAGUUUUCAGCUUACGAGUAUACUUUUUGGAAAUAUUGAUGAAUCAGGAGAGUUAGAAGAUGACAUUCUUGACUGUGUAUCAAAGAGACAUUUGGCGUCGUUAGCACGAUUGGGUUUAAGUUCAAUAAUUAAUGAACUUAUCGAAGAUGCUGAGCUUGAGGCUAGAUCUAGCAGUAAAAUUGAUAGUGUUGAUGCUGAUGAAAAUGGAUCUGGUCAAGGUAUUUGCAGUGACCAAUAUACAGAAGAUUAUGACAUAAAAUCACCUUCUGCAGUUGACUACUCUGAUAUUAAUGAACUAGCUGAUGAUAUUCAUUGCUCCGAAAAUUCUCGUAAGUUAUUAAAAAAUGAAGAAGAUACCACAGAUUAUGACGCAGAUGAUGAAGGUCCAAACAUGAAACAUGAUUUACAGCUUAUGCCACCUCCACCAUUACCAGAAUCAGAAAAGGAAAAUGAUGAUUUAACAGAAGAAGGAUUGAAUAAAAAAUUGGAAACACCAUUAGCUGCAAUGCUUCCAUCUAAAUAUGCAAAUGUUGAUGUUAGAGAGCUUUUUCCAGACUUCCGUCAUGAUAAAGUUUUACGUUUUUCUCGACUAUUUGGGCCUGGAAAACCAAGUAGCAUGCCUCAAAUAUGGAGGAGUGUAAGAAAGAGAAGGAAAAAACGUAAGCAUCAGCAUAGUAAUCAACAGCAACAAUCUGAUUCUGGAUCUGAUCAAGAGACUUACCGCCAGAAGAAAGUAGGUUGGGUGUUACAGUAUGGUUCACCUCCUCCACCUGAGAAAUGUAAAUCAGAUGAUGAAGAAAAACUACUGAGACCUCAAGAGAGUCGAUCAUUGAACAAAAGUCUAGAUAAUGGUGAGAAUUCUGACAUGGGCCCGAAAGUGGCGGAUUGGAGGUUUGGACCUGCCCAAGUGUGGUAUGACAUGCUUGACGUACCAGAAACUGGAGAAGGUUUCAAUUAUGGUUUCAAACUUAAAGAGAAGACUGGAGAAGAUGAACAAGAGUCCAGAGAUAGUUUCCCUGAUGAUGCCUACUUGAUGGUGUCUCAGUUGCGGUGGGAAGAUGAUGUUGUGUGGAAUGGUGAUGACAUCAAACACAAGGUGAUGCAGAAACUGAAUUCCAAGACAAACGCAGCCGGUUGGUUGCCAAGCAGUGGUAACCGAACGGCCCAAGCUUUCAGUCAGCCUGGCAAGGGAGUGCCUCAGCUCCCUGGCAAUGUGCGGCUGGCUACGUCCUCAAUGAACCUCAAUACUCCAGGCGCCAAUAAGCAAAACAAACAACACAUGAUGGGAGGCAAGGGACAAUCAAGGCCAGGGGAAGACAACAGUGAUGACACAUGGUACUCGAUAUUUCCUGUGGAAAACGAAGAACUAGUCUACGGAACCUGGGAGGACGAAAUCAUUUGGGAUGCUGAGAAUAUGACAAGUAUACCAAAACCUAAGAUCCUUACUCUAGACCCGAAUGAUGAAAAUAUCGUCCUUGGAAUCCCGAAUGACAUUGACCCUGCCAAACAGAGAAUAGAGUCAACGACCCCAGUUAAAGUGAAAAUCCCCCACCCUCAUGUGAAGAAAUCCAAGAUACUUCUUGGGAAGGCUGGAGUGAUUAAUGUUCUAGAGGAGGAUACCCCACCUCCUCCACCCAAGUCUCCUGACAGAGAUCCAUUUAAUGUAUCUAAUGACAGCUACUAUCAGCCCCGGUCAUCUGAGACAGUCCUACGGCUGAAGGUGGGUGGAGGAAACCUGAUCCAGCACUCAACGCCUGUGGUAGAGCUAAGAGUUCCGUUUGUACAGACUCACAUGGGAGAGAUGCGUUUGCGCAAUUUCCAUCGCCCACCGAUGAAACGAUAUUCGCACGGUACACUCGCCAAUCCUGGCCCUCAUACCGUUCUACCUCUCCUCAAACACAUCAAGAAGAAAGCCAAGCAACGAGAACAAGAACGGAUGGCGUCUGGUGGAGGAGAUGUGUUCUUCAUGAGAACACCUGAAGAUCUCACAGGGAAAGAUGGAGACAUUGUUCUUGUGGAGUUCGGUGAAGAACAUCCUCCACUUAUUAACCAGGUUGGAAUGUGCACCAAGUUCAAGAACUAUUACAAGCGCAAGGCCGGGAAAGACUCAGGUCCCCAGGAGUAUAAGUAUGGGGAGAUUGCCUAUGCUCACACAUCGCCUUUCCUCGGAGUGCUGCCACCUGGCAAGUCGAUACAAGUAGUGGAGAACAACCUCUACCGUGCGCCCAUCUAUGAACACAAAAUACCUCAUACCGACUUCUUGGUCAUCCGUACACGCCAGCAGUACUGCGUUCGUGAGUUGGAUGCUUUGUUUGUUGCCGGUCAGCUUUGUCCUCUCUACGAAGUACCGGGUCCCAAUUCCAAGCGGGCCAAUAACUUUGUGCGAGAUUUCUUGCAGGUGUUUAUCUACAGGCUGUUUUGGAAGAGCCGAGACACACCAAGGAGAAUCAAAAUGGACGACAUCAAGAAAGCUUUUCCAUCUCAUUCUGAAAGUAGUAUUCGCAAGCGACUAAAACUUUGUGCAGACUUCAAACGAACAGGUAUGGACUCCAACUGGUGGGUGAUCAAGCCUGACUUCCGUCUGCCGACUGAGGAGGAGAUCCGAGCUAUGGUAUCGCCUGAGCAGUGUUGUGCCUAUUUCAGCAUGAUCGCGGCAGAGCAGAGGCUUAAGGAUGCCGGCUACGGAGAGAAGUUUAUCUUCACUCCUCAGGAGGAUGAUGACGAAGAUCUCCAGUUGAAGAUGGAUGACGAGGUGAAGGUGGCACCUUGGAACACCACCAGAGCCUACAUCCAGGCCAUGAAGGGCAAAUGUUUACUACAGCUGACCGGACCUGCCGACCCUACUGGCUGUGGCGAGGGGUUCUCCUACGUCCGCAUGCCCAAUAAACCCACGCAAAGCAAAGAGGAGCAGGAAGCUCAGCCCAAGAGAACAGUGACUGGUACUGAUGCUGAUUUGAGGAGACUUUCGCUGAACAAUGCUAAAGCCCUCCUGAGGAAGUUUGGAGUGCCUGAAGAGGAGAUUAAGAAAUUAUCUCGAUGGGAGGUCAUAGAUGUGGUGAGAACUUUGUCAACUGAGAAAGCUAAAGCUGGUGAAGAGGGGAUGACUAAGUUUUCUCGAGGAAAUCGAUUUUCGAUUGCAGAACAUCAAGAAAGAUAUAAAGAAGAGUGUCAAAGGAUAUUUGAUCUACAAAAUCGAGUACUAUCCUCGUAUGAAGUACUGUCAACAGACGAAGGAGAGAGUUCAGAUGAGGACAGCUCGGACAUUGAGGAAAUGGGAAAGAACAUUGAAAACAUGUUGGCUAACAAGAAAACAAGCACUCAGUUAUCAUUGGAAAAAGAAGAACAAGAACGGCAAGAACUUAGAAAGUUAAUGAUUAUGGGUGACUCUGAUCAUGAUCCCAGAAGGAAAAAAGAAAUAAAAAAGGAAGAUGAUGAUAUCAACUCUUUGGCAAACUAUACAGGCCAACCAGGAAGAGUGCUGAAAAUCUACAGGACAUUCCGUGAUCCAGAAGGAAAAGAGUACACAAGAAUGGAAGUUGUUCGGAAGACUGCUGUAAUAGACACUUACGUCAAAAUUCGGUCAACUAAAGAUGAUAACUUCAUUCGUCAAUUUGCUACCCUGGAUGAUGCACAGAAAGAGGAAAUGAAGCGGGAAAAAAGGAGGAUACAAGAGCAACUAAGAAGAAUAAAACGGAACCAAGAACGAGAAAGAAUUACUGGUGGAGCAUUCAAUUGUACUCCGUCAUCAUCAUUCAUGUCACACUCACUGCUGAGUCAGAACACAAUGAUGGGAGACAGUAAUGAGUCAGCAGGCACCAACUUGUUAUCUCCGAGUAAACCUUUGUUUUCUGCUCAGAAAUCUUCUCCCUCCAUCAGUACACCAACACCUCCUCGCCGCCGUAAACCAAACAAGCUCAAACCAGACCUUAAGCUUAAGUGUGGUGCCUGUGGAAAUGUGGGCCAUAUGAGAACCAACAAGGCUUGUCCACUGUACCAAGGUUCUUCUCACAAUCCACCUCUCAAUGUGGCGAUGACAGAAGAACAAGAGGAGGAGAUCGAGAAGCAGCUUAACGCAGAUGAUGAGGAUCUAGUCAACAUUGAUGGGACUAAAGUCAAACUUUCAUCAAAACUUCUUAAGCAUGCUGAGGAGAUUAAGAGGCGGUCAUUGCUGCUGAAAGUGCCAAAGGAUGCAGUCAACUCCCGCAAGCGCAGGAAACCACCCAACGAACUGCACUGUGACUACCUCAAGCGACAACAGCGGCCAGCCAACAGACGCAGGACAGAUCCGGUCAUUGUACUGUCCACCAUACUCGAGACCAUCCUUAAUGAGAUGAGGGACUUACCGGAUGUGCAACCAUUCCUUUUCCCUGUCAACGCUAAGGUGGUUCCUGACUAUUACAAGAUUGUACAGCGGCCUAUGGAUUUGCAAACAAUACGGGAAAAUUUGCGCCAGAAGAAAUAUCAAAGCCGAGAGGAGUUUCUUACUGAUGUCAACCAGAUUGUUGAAAAUUCAACUAUUUACAAUGGUGCAAAGAGUUCACUGACGGUAGCAGCUCGGCGAAUGCUGGGCGUGUGUGGCGAGCGACUUGCUGAGAAGGAGGACCGUCUCAUGAGGCUGGAGAAGGCUAUCAACCCUCUGCUGGAUGACGACGACCAAGUGGCACUCACGUUCAUCCUGGACAAUGUUGUCAACAACAAGCUCAAAGUUAUGGCAGAGUCUUGGCCCUUCGUUAAGCCUGUCAACAAGAAACUAGUCAAAGAUUACUACAACAUUGUUAAAUAUCCAAUGGAUCUGGAGACAGUCUCUAAUAAAGUAAAAUCUCACAAGUAUCAUUCUCGUCACGAGUUUCUGGCAGACGUGGAGCGAAUCUUGCAGAACUGUGUUAUGUACAAUGGCAAGGAUUCAACUUUCACAGAGAAAGCAGAGACGCUGUACAAAGCUGCUCAAGAAACUCUGGAGGAGUAUGAUGAACACCUGACUCAACUAGAGCGGAACAUCAGUCUGGUGCAGGAGAGAGCUCUGGAGCAGGCAGAGACUGAUUCUCUGGGGACCUGGCUUGGUGGCGAUGAGGAUAUUCCGGAACAGGACCACCACCAGAGUCAACCUGGAUCACCGUAUGGAAAAGAGACAACAGAAGAUUUUGACUUUGUGGAUGUUGAAGGAGAUCUAGACGCAGAUGUGAAAGGGCGCAUUAAAAAAGAGGCCGGUGUUCUGGAGGAAGAUCUGCAGUUCUCCAGUGAGGAGGAACUGGAAGAGGUGGGCGUGAUGUCUGAGGGUGAGCCAGAACAGGUGCCACAUCUGGAUGACGACAGUCAGCAGGCGGCAGAGGCUAUGAUGCAGCUCGGCAAUAUUGCAUAUUGCGUACCUCAGGAACAAGAUGAAAGUAUGGAUGUGGAUCCCAACUAUGAUCCAUCAGACUUCUUGAUGCAAGGUCUUCCUGGCAGAGAAAACAAACCGCAGACAAGUGGUAAGAUACAAGAUGAUCUGGCAGUGAGUGAAUCAGACGAGGAGGCACAGAACACUGACGGUAACAUCAAGCUCGAAGACAAUGACGUGGAUGCUGGAGUACUAUGGUUUUAAUGUACAUAUAUUAUUAUACAACAAUGUAUACUGUAUAUAUAGGAAUACACCUUAUUGUAAAUAUAGAACAUUUAUAUGUUUUAAUACCUCAGUUUAUAUAAUCUUUUUCAGUAAAUAAGCCCAACUUAGUUGUCACACUCAAAGUAUAUAUUUAUUUUGUUAUAAACUUAUGAAAUAAUAGUAUAUUGUUUUUAUUUAAAUACAUCAA
Molecule: messenger RNA, 6189 nt
Organism: Homalodisca vitripennis (glassy-winged sharpshooter)
Lineage: Eukaryota; Metazoa; Arthropoda; Insecta; Hemiptera; Cicadellidae
Gene: Taf1
Product: transcription initiation factor TFIID subunit 1
Exons: 28
Coding region: 366-5981 (1871 amino acids)
Biological process (GO): transcription by RNA polymerase II; RNA polymerase II preinitiation complex assembly; DNA-templated transcription initiation
Cellular component (GO): transcription factor TFIID complex
Molecular function (GO): histone acetyltransferase activity; RNA polymerase II general transcription initiation factor activity; RNA polymerase II general transcription initiation factor binding
Source: RefSeq, a predicted model, not a curated record